AUGGAGCGGUGGUGGAACGCUCUUGGAGGUGCACAGCAUUAUGGCCAGUGCAAGAACACAGAGAGUUUUGCCCAAACAGCACCUGUUCUGCUACAGCAUUACCCUCUGUAUAGAGUGAGUGAUGCUAUGUGUACAGGUGUAGAUGCAGCCCCACUGGAUGAUCGGUACCAGCUAUUUCAGGAGCGUUAUGAUGUUUUAUCUAAGAAUGCCUCCAAAAAGCUCUUGUGGUGGUUCAAGCCCCGCCUAAUCCUGAGUGGCCACACUCACCAUGGCUGUGAGGUACUGCAUGAAAACCUCUAUCCUGAGAUCAGUGUCCCGUCCUUCAGCUGGAGAAACCGCAACAACCCCAGCUUCAUCCUGGGUACAUUCUCCAGGUCUGACUUCCGGUUGUCAAAGUGUUUUUUGCCGGAGGAGAGGAGCGUGUUAGCACUUUACUGCAGCAGCUGUCUGAUCAUUGCACUGAUAACACUCAGCCAUAUGAAGAUGUUCAGAAGAUCACUGCAUAUGCUAAACAGCCUUCUAAGAAAGCACAAGACUUUGUAACAUGUACGAAAGGCAUGUGAGAGUUAUGUUUGUAUAACAAUGUAACAAUGUUACCAAUGAUAACGAAGUAUCAUUGUUAAUGAUAACAAAAGUUUAACAGGAAGCCCUGAGUUAAAGUGCACAGAAACAAGAAAAUGUUGAAAAUCAAUGAUUUUACUGGUUUGGAUGUUCUCAGUGUCUUCGUUUUCUGGUUUAAAAUGCUGAAUAAAUUAUUUUGAUGUACAAUAGAUUGGUCCAAACAGAAGUCAUAAUUUCAAAACUCUUAACAUAGUCAGUGAAACAGAAGUAUGUGUGGACAAAACUGUGAAUAAUUUUAAAUUGCUUUUACAUAAAAUGCCUUAAAUGACCAUCUCCCAAAAGUCAACUCUUUUUUUACUCUUGUCUUUCAUACUUAACCUGCAAAAGGUUUAUAGAUUUGCAGCACAUUUUUGUUUGAAAAUGUAGCUCAAGGAACACAGCAAAACAACAAUUGGUGGGCAAAGAAGAGUGACAGAGCGUGAGCACCAGAACCCUCAGAAUACAGUACAUACAGUAUGAGCAAUUACACUUUACAUGUUGUUUUUUAUAUUUAAUUAUUUCAUUAUAU
This is a messenger RNA of Sinocyclocheilus anshuiensis, 1129 nucleotides long. RefSeq names its product metallophosphoesterase 1-like. Gene Ontology annotation, biological process: GPI anchor biosynthetic process. The transcript is spliced from 5 exons. The record is from RefSeq and is a predicted model, not a curated record. The coding region runs from base 1 to 543 and encodes 180 amino acids. NCBI's taxonomy places the organism in Eukaryota, Metazoa, Chordata, Actinopteri, Cypriniformes, Cyprinidae.